AUGUCUUGCCGAUGUAGGGAAGUACGAUGGUGGCGGUGGCGGUGGGCUUACGAAGAUAAGAUCUGCGACCUACUCAAAGAUAAGGAAACCUACUCCAAACUCAAGAGGGACCCAACCCCGGCCAACGAAAGGAAGAUCAACCAACAACUUUUAACCCUACACAGAUCCGACAUACUACCCAAGGCACUCUACUUUCAACUCAGAUCCUCGUCAGCUAAGUCACCCAUCCUCUUCGGACAGCCCAAGAUUCAUAAGCCGCUUAUCCCUCUCCGCCCUAUCAUCUCUACCCGAGGAUCAUCCUGCUACAACACUGCACGUCAUCUCGCCAAUAUUCUACAACCACUCGUAGGCCAAACGCAGCACCACGUCACGAACUCUAAGCACUUCAUCGACAUCCUCUCCAAAACCAAGAUCCAGCCAUCCGACACACUCGUCAGCUUCGAUGUCACCUCUCUAUUUACCAACGUUCCUGUAGACCAAGCAUGCGACAUCAUCAAACAACGCCUCAUCUCAGACCCAGACCUCGAAUCUAGGACCAAGCUCACACCUGACCAGAUCCACGACCUCCUUCUCACCUGCCUCCACUCCAACUCUUUCAAGUGGCGCAGCAACUUCUAUAAACAACUUCAAGGAGCAGCCAUGGGAUCUCCACUCUCACCAAUCAUCGCCAACAUCUUCAUGGAACACUUCGAGCACCAAGCACUCAAGUCCGCCGACAAGUCUCCUUCACUAUGGCUACGCUACGUCGACGACACCUUCGUCAUCUGGCCACACAGCACACCAGACCUCCACCAUUUCCUCGACCACAUCAACAACCAACACCCCAGCAUUAAGUUCACCAUGGAGACCGAACACGACAACUCAAUCCCUUUCCUAGACGUACUCAUCACUAAGACACCAUCAGGAUUCCCCUCGCACCAAAUAUACCGGAAACCAACCCACACAGACCGCUACCUCAACUUCCGAUCUCACCACCAUCCAUCAGUCCACCAAUCAGUCUCCAACUCACUCAUCAGACGAGCCCACCAACUUAGUGAUAAAGCACAUCUCCAGCAAGAACUCAAGCACAUCACGCACGCACUUACUUCCAUCAACCAGUACCCAAGAAGGAAAAUCAACACCCGAGCUCCCUACCACAAGACCAGCACCACCGGAACCCAACCUGAUACUAAGCCCACCGCCACCAUCGUACUUCCCUACAUCGGCAAGACAUCACACCGACUACAACGCAUCCUCCGCUCAGCCAACAUCCUCGUCAGACACCAAUCCAACCACAAGCUUUACUCCACUCUUCACUCUCACAAGGACAAGCACCCAUCCAACAAACAACCAGGCGUCUACAAGAUUCCCUGCGAUUGCGGCAAAGUCUACAUUGGAGAAACCGGCCGCGAUUUCGACACCCGACUAAAAGAACACAAGACCCACCACCGACGCAGCGACUGGGACAAGUCAGCCAUCGUCAAGCACGCACAACAAGAGCUCCACCACAUUCACUGGGAUAAAAGUCACCUCAUCACCCCCAUCCGACAUUGGCACACCCGAAGAGUCCGAGAAGCCAUCGAGAUCCACCAACACAACACCGUACCCCAAGACCCAGGCCUUCACAUCAACAGUAUCUGGCACCCAAUCCUCCCUCACCAUCCUACUUCCGACCAAUCUUCAACCAACUCCACAACCAACACGCCAACCACCAACACUUCACCAAUCCAUCCAUCCGUUAGCCCGGACACCACCUACAACCACCCAACCACACCCACUCAAUCAAGCACUACACGUUCUCAACUAGCCACUUCACCCACACAAGCACCGCCCACGCCCACACCUCGCUACAACCUACGCCAACGCCGAAACCGCCGACCAACACACACAGACCGACACCACUAA
Molecule: messenger RNA, 1884 nt
Organism: Strongylocentrotus purpuratus (purple sea urchin)
Lineage: Eukaryota; Metazoa; Echinodermata; Echinoidea; Camarodonta; Strongylocentrotidae
Exons: 1
Coding region: 1-1884 (627 amino acids)
Source: RefSeq, a predicted model, not a curated record